AUGGCCACCAACGGUACUCCAUCCGGCUCGGCGCAGUUCAGCAGCUUGUCUACCGAAUUGUGCCUUCACAUCUGGAGCUUCGUCGCACCCGAGGUGCACCACGGACGUGCAGCCCAAGUCUUCGCACUCCAACUCAUCAUACCGAAUGCCACAGAGACACAGGCCUGGGGUGCUGACGUGCCGCCGUAUCACGUUCGGCCUGGUCAUGUCUUGAAAGACCAGACGGCCGGUCUCCGAACCAUGUUGGCGGUCCACCGAGAGAGCCGUGACGAGGCGCUACGGUUCUUUCCGGACACCCUCGCUGUUGAUGAGAAGGGGGGCAUUGUUCGCUACAACAGCGAGCACGAUAUGGUCUUCCUAGACGGCAAAUUCAACGCGCACUGGAUGGAGAGAAGCUGGGACUAUCAUCUAGCGGGAUUCACCGACUCGAUCCAGCAUCUUGGGCUCGGCCCCGACCUGCUAAAGUUCCUCACCUUCUUCGUCUGGGAUCUCAGUAAGCCUGUCAACCCCAUAUGGUACCUGAUGAGGUUCCUCCGACCGUUCAAUGCUCUUGAUGUGGUUUACUAUGCCAUCGAAGAGAGCCGCCACGCCACCCACCAUGCUCUCCGAUGGCCCGCACCGGACAAGAUGCAUCGCCACCUUCAAGUCUUUUCCAAAGCCGCCGUCAAGCCAGCAGAGCCAUCUUCGGUCAUGUACUGUUGGCCCGAUCUUAUCGAAAAUGAGUACUAUGCCAGAAACGAGGGGACCUUCUUCGAAGGAGGCGAAGACGGUAUCGACGAGUUCGGGAUAUUGGUUGAAACCUUGUGUGAUCCGUCGGGCUGGUCAGACGAAAUCAAGAAAGCAUUCGAGAGUUCAGCGACCCACACAUGGAUGAAGAUGAUCUGCUGCCAUUGA
This is a messenger RNA of Anthostomella pinea, 894 nucleotides long. Lineage: Eukaryota; Fungi; Ascomycota; Sordariomycetes; Xylariales; Xylariaceae. The record is from the annotation of a GenBank genome assembly.